Messenger RNA from Symsagittifera roscoffensis, 1947 nucleotides. RefSeq names its product coiled-coil domain-containing protein 96-like. Gene Ontology annotation, cellular component: axoneme; ciliary basal body. The coding region runs from base 13 to 1806 and encodes 597 amino acids. Gene Ontology annotation, biological process: cilium assembly. The record is from RefSeq and is a predicted model, not a curated record. NCBI's taxonomy places the organism in Eukaryota, Metazoa, Xenacoelomorpha, Acoela, Convolutidae. The transcript has 11 exons.
GAAAUUCUUCAUAUGCUGUUUAACUUAAAGAUAAAACAAAUGGCAGAUGAAUCUGAGAAUAGACCAGACACGAUCACAGAAGAGGAGGAAGGAGGCGAUAAUGAAGCAGCAGCUGCAGUAUCAGAACCAGUAAUUGACGCCACAGAGGAGGAGACCAAGACAGGGGAUGAACAAGAAGCAGUAAAAGAGGCGGAGCCUCCAGUCGAAGCAGCUGAGACACCCGGCGAGGGCAAGGAAGAGCCGAAAGAGGAGUCAGCCGAAGGAGAGAAAGAGAGUGAAGGAGGUGAGGCGGAGAAAGGGGACGACGGAGAAUCGGCGGAAGUAGUCGAGGGGGAGGGGGAGACGACUGGGGCCACGACUGAGUCGAAGGGCUUCGUGGAGACUAUGGCCAGUGAGGACAUGAGCAAACCUAAUGAAGAAGACGAGGGACAAACUGAAGGUGAAGAGGAGCCACCUGCUGAUGAAGCGGACAAUGCAAGUGUUGAAGUGAAAGAAGCAGCGGCAGAAGAGGCUGAGAAAGUAUCGCAUCCUGAAGGAACUGCUUCUCCUAAGCAAACGGGCAUGGACGCCAUCUCGGAGGAUCAAGACGCUAGCAAUGCGAACGUGCUUCAGCAGGAGACGUCGGAGAUACUGUCUGAGGUGCCGGAGGGUCCACCAGAACGCAUAGACACCAGGUCACCCACGGAUAUGGGCGCUAAAGCAGACGAAGAUGUUGCUGGCUCUGCGUUGAGGGACGUCGGAGAGGAGGACGGUGAGAUGGACGAGGAGUUCUCGCUGACGGAAAAAGUACCCGACAGGGAAUCCCUCAUCGAAUUCUACCAGCAAGCUAUGAAAGACAGAGAAGGACUAGUGCAGGAGAACACGACUCUGCAGAACAAACUUUCCGAGUACUUCCGACGCAAGAGGACCGAGGAGGGGGGACCGGCCGGGGGAGGGGCCACUGCCAGGGGAGGUGACCAGGUGGACAGGAGUGUGAGUGACCUAGAGCAGAGAUACCUCAGCUUCAUGACGAAUCUUGAGGAGCUGCAGAGUAAACAGCGUGAGAGUAAGGAGAACUAUGAGACAGAGAUAGCGACUAUUAAGCACACGUGUGAGCAGAAGGAGGGGGAGUUGGACAGGAUGGCGGCUGAGUUUGUGGAGAAGAGGCGGCAGAUCGCUCAGAAGGCCAUCAACUCCAGAACUGGCAAGCCACUCCAGAAGGAGGAGAUAGAGAUGUACAUCUCGAAUGAGCAGAAGAAAGACCAGGAGGUGAAAGCCGUGAGGCUGGAGAACAUCAAACUGAAAAACAGACUGCAGAAGAGAGAAAAACAGUUGAAGCAGAAGGAGGAGUUGGCAGAGGGUCUGCACCUGAUCGACUUUGAGCAGCUGAAGAUUGAGAACCAGACGUACAAUGAAAAGAUAGAGGAAAGGAAUGAGGAGUUGAGCAAACUGAGGAAAAAGAUCACCAACACUGUCGAGGUCCUCACACAUCUCAAGGAGAAACUACAGUACAUUCAACAGGAGAAUGGACAACUCAGCCAGCAACUAAAGGAACUGGACGUGCAAGUUGCACAGAAACGUGACUCACUGACCCGAAUAAAGCAAAAUAGAGACAAGCUGAGAAACGAGAAUCAAGAAUUGAACCGACAGUGCGGACUGCUAGGAAACGAGACGCUGCUUCGGGACUACGAAGAAAAAUAUUCGGAGAGUUCCGAUUUGAAGCAGAGACUAGCCGAAUUGCGAAGCCGGCACAGUGAACUUUCGAUGAAGUGCACAGGAUACAAAAAGAAGGUUGAGAAUGCAAGGGCAGGAAUCAUGAUCAAUUAGACGAUAGUGACUUUUGAAGAAACUAAUCGCGCGUUUGACUAGCCAGAAAGCAAUGCACAAUAUGUAAUUAAAGUGUCGAUAGUGUGAAUUUGUAUAUAAAAAGUGCAUAAUCAAAGCAAUGUAAUAUAUUAUUUUGUUAAA